Molecule: messenger RNA, 2911 nt
Organism: Podarcis muralis (Common wall lizard)
Lineage: Eukaryota; Metazoa; Chordata; Lepidosauria; Squamata; Lacertidae
Source: RefSeq, a predicted model, not a curated record
CUUCUGGCAUGUUGCAUUUGGAUAAAUUUGGCAAGCAACGAUCUUGAUAAAUGAUACGAGCCAUUGGGAGCGUGAACAGAGGAAGCCAAGCUGAUCCAUCAGUAGGUAUUUCUGUUGUCGUCUUACUCAGAGUUGAAGCCGAGAAACUAGAACCUGGCUUUCGGAUUUCCAUUGGGGAGGCAGACUAGACCUUUAAGAGGCCCAGAUCAAAAAAUCAAAUAGACACUCUUGAGUGCUCCAGAAACAAAAGCCCCAGGUACUAUCUGGACUGAGACAGGAUCAGAACACCGUAGUAAGGAAGCUACAAUUAGAAUUUUGGAGAGAAUGAAAUACAGGCCUUGAGGAUCUAGAAAAACCAAUCCAGAAACAUUAUUUGGCUUAGCCUGAACAGGUUGUUGAAUACAGAUAAGUUAUAGAAGUUGCAGCUCUUUCAGUGAUUUACAGCUGCCAGGGACUACAUGGAGGCUCAGAAAAGCGCAGGAUUUCCUUCCGCUGCCCCUCGCUUCUGAACCCAUGGAGAGCCUCAACAAUUUCUGCCGCCUCUGCGGCGCGGUGCUUCGCGGCAACCACCGGCGAUGGCUCUUCAGCCGCAGUGGGGGCAGUUCGUGCCCUGACCUGCAGGUGGUGCUGUCCUACGUCCUCAGCCGGGAGCCUCCCCAGCGCGGCGACGGGCGGGGGGAGUUCUUGUGCGGGAAAUGCGCCCAGGCCUUGGGCCGGGUGUACCGUUUUGACACCGUCAUUGCCCGGGUGCAAGCCCUGUCCAUCGACCGCCUCCAGCGCCUGCUCUCAGAGAAGGAUCAACUGGCUCGCACCCUCCGCCACAUCCACGCGCAGCGGUUCCCGGAGGAUGCCGGCGCCACGUUCUCCUACGUGGGCCAAGAGAUCUCUGCCAGCAUCGCGGAUCUGCCCCACGUGCGCUACCAGCGCCUCCUGCAGGACGACAUGGCCCUCUCUCAGUAUGAGUGCUGGGCCGGGGACGCCGACGGCAGCAGCCCGGGGACGCCCUGCCGGUCGCGGCAGUGCCGCAGCUGCCACGGGCUCCGGGUGGAGGAUUCGGAUUACGAGUGGGUGUGCCGGACCCCGAGGCGGCUGGGGGUGCUGUCUCCCGGCUUCCCCCUCUGCCGGGACAAGUCGCAGAGCAUGCCCACGGUCCACCGCGCCGGCUCCCGCGCCUCGCUCCGCUCGCAGAGCUUGGGAGACGCUGAGUCUUGCUCGAUGCUGUCGUUGGACACUCUGCACACUCUGCCAGAGUCAGACGUGGCCUGGGAGGCUCUGAGGGCACUGAGGGGCAUCGAGAGGAAACAGCUGCGGGUGCCGGCGGGCAGCAAGAUCCCGGUGCUGGCCAGGAACAGGCAUGUGCCCACUCCUCGGAGGGAGAGCCCCUUGGGGGAGGAGGCAUUUGAAGAGAUGGUGGAUGAGUUCCUGCCGCUGGAGCCGAAGUUCCAGGCUCAGCAGAUGCUGCAACAGGAUUUCCAAGGGGCGUAUGAGAACCUGAAGCAGCGCCUUGAGGCUGCCGAAGAAGAACUCAGGAGCUUUCAGGAGAAGCUGGGAGAGGACGUGAAGCCGGAGGCUGGGAUUUCACCGGAGGUGAAGGCCGGCAGUAGCCAAGAGCGGCUGAUUCAGCAGCUGGCAAGGUGUCUGCAGAGCAAGGAAAGGGCCUUACAGGACUGUCUUCUCCUCUUGCAGUCUCUUGGCCCUGCGGGGGUCAAGCCCUCCAUGCUGGAAGCCCAGAUAAAGCAAAUGGCCCAUCGCCUGAAGGAGAGAGACCAGGCCUUAGAGAAGACCUUGUCCGGUCACUUCCUGGCAUUGGAGUCUGUGCACCGUGAGGUGAGGCACCUUCAAGAGGCGCUGAAGGACAAAGACGCCGACCUGGCAAGACUUGGCGCUGCCCUCCGCACAGGAGAGGAGACCUUGCAUGCUUUGCGCGAAGUGCUGCAUCAGAAGGAUCGGGAGAUCCAGCGGCUGGAAUCUCUCUCCGCCUCGACCCGCGGAUCCUGGCAGCAGCGGGACCAAACUUUGCUCCUGGCCUUGAAGGAGAAGGAAGCCUUAAUCAAAGCCCUCCAGGAAGCGCUCGCCAGCAGCACCAAGGAUGUGGAGGCGCUCGCCAAUUCCCUCGGCAGCCCCGACUUUGACCCAGGGCUGCUCCAGAGGAUCCAGGAGAAGGAAGACUUGCUGGCCCGGUCUUUGGCUGAACAGGAGGAGAUCAGAGCCCAGUGGCAGAGGCGCCUGGAAGCUGUGGAAAAUGCGGCUUCUGCCACGGAACAGGAGCUGCAGGAGCAGCUGCGGCGCCAUUUGCAGGAUGCCCGAGAACGGGCACAGGAAGCAGAGAAGCUGCGCAGGCGCCUGGCGCAGGCAGAGGCAGAGCUCACCCAGGGAGCUGCAGCUCUGGAGGAGCAUCGCGCAGAAGUUGCGCGGCUGCAGGGGAUGGAGGCAGUGAAGGAGCAGGUCCUGGAGGAAGCUUUGCGAGAGGCAGAGGAGAAGGACCGGGUCCUACAGAGGUUGCAGGAGCUCUGGCUGAAGAAGGUGCCAGGGAGAGAAAUUCCAGGCCAGACUCUCCUGCCUGCUCUCUGAGCCUUGCCCCUGACUGACCUCAAGUGCUCCGGAAAUUGAAGAGAUGCUGGACAAAAUGAAAUUAUACUUGAUCAGCGGAAGCACUGGACAGAGAGACAUAAAACUGCGGGGGCUGGGGGAGUUGCCAAUUUUUUUUAGAAAGGGUGUAUUGCAUGGUGAGCUUCUGUUUCAUUCCUGGGGAAGAGGAGCUAAUGUAGGGAACAUUGAUUGCGAUUGCGUUUUUUAAUCUGGGUGUGAAGUUAUUGGAAAUAGUAGGGGAUGCUGGAGUGCAGGCUUCAUGCAACAGGAGCUGUUUCUUAGGAAUGCACUGCCUGAAAUAAUAAUACAAAAGUGAUCCUAA